AUGAGCUCUUCUGCGGAUUUUCCUGCCACGGACGCCACCUUGCGCCAGCGUGUCACGGCCUCAUCUGAAGUUGCGCCGCCUUCUUCUGACCACAAGGUUGCCGCUACUGAGGACCUCAAAAUCACAGGACCCAUUGAUAAAGAUGCCCAGGCUGCCCAGCAUGGUGACACUGCAAAGUCGAGCAAGACCUAUGGUCGCACACCAGAUGGCACAGUCUUCAUUGUCCCAACGACCCAUGACAUGGUCUCCCAGCUCUUCGACCCUCGAGAACCAAAGAACCUGUCUGAUGCCAUUGUGCUUGCCAUCCUCGUCCUACAUGCCUUGGUAGCCUAUCUGCUGCCAGCUGACCUGCGGAAGCCUGUUGUCGCCGCCGUCUUCAUCUUUUGGAGGGCUUCUUACAAUGUGGGCAUCGGCGUUCUCCUCCAGCAGCAGUCCUAUAGCAGGCUGAUGGUGGCAUGGGCGAGGCGCUGGAAGCUUUUCGUGAACCCCUCGACCGGCGAGAACCCGCGCCCGGCCCUGUACCGCUUUCUCAAGCACGAGCUCGAAGCCAAGAUCCCCGAGGACUACAAGUUCGACGAGGCGCCGCUCGAGUACAACACCUGGCUGGUCUUCCGCAGGCUGGUUGACCUGAUCCUCAUGUGCGACUUUGUGUCCUACUGCCUCUUCGCUGUCGCCUGUGCCCACGUCCCCGACGGGGAGACCCCGCUGCUGUUCCUAUGCCGCUGGUCUGUCGGCAUCGCGCUCUUCCUCUUCAACCUCUGGGUCAAGCUGGAUGCCCACCGCGUCGUCAAGGACUACGCCUGGUACUGGGGUGACUUCUUCUACCUGAUCGACCAGGAGCUGACCUUUGAUGGCGUCUUCGAGUGCGCACCCCACCCCAUGUACUCCAUCGGCUACGCCGGCUACUAUGGCAUCAGCGCCAUGGCUGCCAGCUACGAGGUCCUCUUCAUCUCCAUUGCUGCCCACGUGGCCCAGCUCGUCUUCCUGGUGGUCGUGGAGAACCCCCAUAUUGACAAGACGUAUAAUCCACCCCCGCCGAGGAAGUCUCGCUCCGGGUCAGACCGUGAAGAACCCUUCCAGCCUGUGGAUGAUGUGUCGAGAGAGGCAUUGGCACCCGUGCACAAUAUCCUGGGCCUCAGAAACAUUGACCUGUUCCGCUCAACCGACUACUCUGUAAUUGUGGCCUCAAUUUACGUGGCUGUCCUAGCCCUGGUCACACCGUCCACUCCGACCUACCAGUUCCUCUUCUUCGUGCAUGCCCUCCUGUGGCGUCUGUGGUACUGCGUAGGUAUCGGCAUCCUCCUGACCCUGCAGUCCAAGGAGAAAAUGAUCACUAGGCAUUUUGUCAAGUAUGGCGACAACGCCUUGGAGGCAUGGCGCCAGUGGAAGGGACUGUAUCAUUUCAGCAUGACUUUGAGUGUUGCGUCGUUCUGCGCUGUGUGCUGGAAGAUGUAUAGCCUCCCAGAAGACUGGGCUCACGGUUGGGUCAUGUUGCGGCACGUCAUCGGCAUCAGCCUGAUUGCCCUCCAGAUCUGGACCUUUGUGAGCGUCUACGAAUCACUUGGCGAAUUCGGGUGGUUCUAUGGAGACUUCUUCUUCGACCACAAGGCCAAGCUGACGUACAAGUCCAUCUAUCGAUUCCUGAACAACCCAGAGCGCAUCAUCGGCCUGGCUGGACUGUGGGGCGCCGCGCUCAUAUGUUGGAGCAGAUCAAUCGCCCUCUUUGCCCUCCUGAGCCAGAUCCUCACCAUGUGCUUUAUCGAGUACGUCGAGCGGCCGCACAUGCACAAGGUGUACGGGUCCAGCAACAUCCGGGAAGAGGCCGGCCUGACCAAGUUCAUCAAGAAGUCUCUCCCGCCCCCCGUCAAGACAUGGUCGUCCAACGUGGACAAGGUCCUGGACGAGACCCGUAACUUUGUGGACGAUGUGAUCGAGACGGCCGGCCCCGUGCUGGCCACUGGCGUAUCAAGCAUCGUCCGCGACACCACGGCACUGUUCAACAAGUAUCCGGCCAGGCUGACCAUCACGAGGCUGUCCCCCCAGCUGGCCGGUUUCAACCCCAAGGACUACUCCCUGGGCAUCGAGGGCACCUCAGCGACCUCCCCACUCAGUGAAAGAGCCACUGGGAAGGAGAGUCUGAAUGCACGAGUGCCCAAGGACGUCAAGACGUGGGUCUUUGAGUACGGUGCCCCAAUCAAGGUGAAGUGGAACGCACCUGCGAACCAUGGCAAACAGGACUGGGUGGGCCUCUACAUGGUCACCGACAACCGCUCUCGAGAGGUCACCGAGGUCUCGUCGCUAGGCCGCUGGAUCCCUGUGUCGCCAGGGUUCUAUGGCUCGAGUGACGGCAUGGUGACCUCUGACGAGCCGGUGCCCAACUCCAAUCUCGUCCGCGGGGAGAUGGUCUUCGAAGGGGACAAGCUCUGGUGGACCCAGGGCACUUUUGAGUUCCGCUAUCAUCACGACGGCACACACCAUGUCAUGUCCAUCAGCGAACCUUUCGAGGUGCGCAUCACCCGCUUUGAUAACGAGGAGGAGGAGCAGGCCCUUGAGGCACAGACCCAGGGCACGUACGAGCAGGCCAUCGCCGAGGCCCUGUUGCCUGUGGUGCGCAACUGCCUUGACCGCGACCCUGACAUUGCGCCCAACACGGUGGACGAGCAGUUUGGCAGCCACGUGGAGCGAGACUCCAAGUACGCUAAGCGCGUGGUGUAUGCGAUCCGCAACAUGUUUGGCAUCGAGUUCGCGCCGGCCGUUGUCCCAGCCGACGGAAACGUGCGGCGGCUGGCCUGGCGGGUCUGCAACGCCAAACAGGUUCUCGCUCCCUACUCCAUGUCCCACUCGAAGGGUCCUUCGACCCCUAUCACGGACAGAUUCCCGGAUGACCUCAAGGAGUGA
Molecule: messenger RNA, 2898 nt
Organism: Cryphonectria parasitica EP155
Lineage: Eukaryota; Fungi; Ascomycota; Sordariomycetes; Diaporthales; Cryphonectriaceae
Gene: CHOL-1
Product: regulation of circadian rhythm
Exons: 4
Coding region: 1-2898 (965 amino acids)
Biological process (GO): phosphatidylcholine biosynthetic process
Molecular function (GO): phosphatidylethanolamine N-methyltransferase activity
Source: RefSeq, a predicted model, not a curated record